Molecule: messenger RNA, 1976 nt
Organism: Mus musculus (house mouse)
Lineage: Eukaryota; Metazoa; Chordata; Mammalia; Rodentia; Muridae
Gene: Jkamp
Product: JNK1/MAPK8-associated membrane protein
Exons: 7
Coding region: 342-1277 (311 amino acids)
Biological process (GO): response to unfolded protein
Cellular component (GO): endoplasmic reticulum membrane; membrane
Source: RefSeq, marked validated
GGAAAAGGUGGAGCCUCUGAGCUCAAACCCGGAAGCGAGAGAGAGAGAGAGAGAGAGAGAGAGAGAGAGAGAGAGAGAGAGAGAGGCUUCCAAGCCUAGAUUAGGAAACUAGGUUUCUGGGAAUCCUAGGCCUGGAAGUCCGCCGCGUGCACCCCCGACACCCCUAGCGGGGGAAGCGGUGGUGGGGCGGGACUCGGAGCCGAAUGUAGCAGGGGCGGGGUUCCAGCGUGCUUGCCAGGCUAGCGGGAGGCGGAGCGGCUGAGAGCGCUGUGGCCCGGAUGUUCGGGCGCUGCGUUCGGACCCGCUGAUCCCCGGCUUCUCAGGGGAACCUAGUGUGGCCAAUGGCUGUCGAUAUUCAACCAGCAUGCCUUGGACUCUACUGUGGGAAGACCCUAUUAUUUAAAAAUGGCUCAAGUGAAAUCUAUGGAGAAUGUGGGGUAUGCCCAAGAGGACAGAGGACCAAUGCACAGAAGUACUGUCAGCCUUGCACAGAGUCCCCAGAACUUUACGACUGGCUCUAUCUGGGCUUUAUGGCUAUGCUUCCUCUUGUUCUGCAUUGGUUCUUCAUUGAAUGGUACUCGGGGAAAAAGAGCUCCAGUGCUCUUUUCCAGCACAUCACCGCGCUCUUUGAAUGCACCAUGGCAGCUAUCAUCACCUUACUCGUGAGUGAUCCCGUGGGCGUCCUUUACAUCCGUUCCUGCCGCGUUCUGAUGCUUUCUGAUUGGUACACGAUGCUCUACAACCCAAGUCCAGAUUACGUCACCACGGUGCACUGCACUCACGAAGCCGUCUACCCACUGUACACCAUCGUGUUCGUUUAUUACGCGUUCUGCUUGGUGUUAAUGAUGCUUCUGCGGCCUCUCCUGGUGAAGAAGAUCGCAUGCGGACUCGGCAAGUCUGACCGCUUCAAAAGUAUUUACGCAGCUCUUUACUUCUUCCCCAUCCUGACCGUGCUGCAGGCGGUCGGUGGGGGCCUCUUAUAUUACGCCUUCCCGUACAUUAUAUUAGUGUUAUCUCUGGUUACCCUGGCUGUAUACAUGUCUGCUUCUGAAAUAGAGAACUGCUAUGAUCUCCUGGUCAGGAAGAAAAGACUUAUCGUUCUCUUCAGCCACUGGCUACUGCACGCCUAUGGCAUAGUCUCCAUCUCCAGAGUGGACAGGCUGGAACACGACCUACCGCUUUUGGCUUUGGUACCUACACCAGCUCUGUUUUACUUGUUUACUGCAAAAUUUACCGAACCAUCACGGAUACUCUCAGAAGGGGCCAAUGGACAUUGAAUAUAAAAUGCCAAAAAAAAAAAAAAAAAAAAAAAAAAAUCCCGAAAAGUAUUCUUCAUUAAAAAAAAGUAAAGAAGAAUUAAAAUGUAUUAAUAGCAUUCUUUCAUACAUGGGAAGAAGAUUGUCCAGAUAUUAUAAUGCUUGUGCUUUAUCUUUGGAUUUAUUGGACCUUGUGGUUACACUUGGAGACUACAGGGCCUCCUGUUACUGUGCUCUGCCUAUCUUAGCUAUCACACCGGAAGCCCAAACAGGCAGGGGUAAUUGCUCUUUGGAGCACGGCCAUGUUUUUGUACACCUGUGCUGAUGGUGUCUCCCUGCUUUUUGUGAAGAACCUUUAACAAGUGUAUUCUGAACUCAAUUGCUGUGGCAUCAUUAUGCCUUCUGUUGUCUAUACAUUACCUUCGAGGAAUUACAAAGGCAGAUGUGCUUGUGGAGUGUGAUGGCAAAAACAGAAACAAAGGAUGUCUUUGUCAAUGGCUAUUUAUUUUCACCAAUACAGUGUUUAGUAAUAUUUCAAAAAUAAAGCAUAAUUUAUAUAACGAACUUUCUGUUUAGAGACAGUUUGGUUGAAGACAUGUUCAGAUUAUUGUUCCUGUAAAGAAGAAAACAAUAAAGAAUUUAAUUGUAAAAUAACUCCAUGUUCUGAUAAUUCUUUUUUGCUACAGUGAUUAUGGAAGUAAUUAAAAAUGUUAAGCAUUA